Molecule: messenger RNA, 1941 nt
Organism: Zasmidium cellare ATCC 36951
Lineage: Eukaryota; Fungi; Ascomycota; Dothideomycetes; Mycosphaerellales; Mycosphaerellaceae
Exons: 1
Coding region: 1-1941 (646 amino acids)
Biological process (GO): regulation of transcription by RNA polymerase II
Cellular component (GO): nucleus
Molecular function (GO): sequence-specific DNA binding; DNA-binding transcription factor activity, RNA polymerase II-specific
Source: RefSeq, a predicted model, not a curated record
AUGGACAACGUUACUCGGAUCGACGACGCCCUGCAAAUGAACGACUUACUGCAGGCUGGCGGCUUCCCACAAGCCAACGGCUCCAAUCAGCUCGAUGAUUUCCUGCAGACGAACGACUUCCGCCAGACGAACGACUUGACGCAGACGAAUGGCUUCAGACAGAUCGAGUUCCCGCAGGGGAACGGCUUCCAGGAGACGCACAGCUUCCUGCAGGGGAGAAGCUUGUUCGAGCAGACACACGGCCUUCUGCAGGCGAGUGGGAUGAACCAGACGCACAUGAAUGACCUUGCGCAGAUAGAUGACUUCAACACCCCGGAUCUCUGCGCUCAGGAUGACGACGAUGCCUGUCUCUCCGGGCUGUUUGAUCCUAGCGAAGCGUUCUCCACCACUGAUACACACAACUUCAUGUUCACAUUGGAUGAUGACCCAAGUGCAGGCCCGUCCAUGAUCGAUGCAGUUCCGGCUCAAGACGAAGAUGUGGCGGUGUCGUCAAACGACGUCGGACUUACCGAAAUGGCUUUCAACGAGCCUGAUCCUUCAACAACUCAAGGCAUUGCGCACAAUCAAGGCCAGGUGAUUGGGCUCUUUGGGCACAAUCAGCGAUCGGAAACCCCAAUCACGUUGAGGAUGACACCCCGUCCUAAGCCUUCACUGUUCACGGGACCGUUGCACCCCUUACAACCGCCGGCGAACCACAGCACCCAGAAGACGGCUCGAGAAAGCUGCAAGCGGCCCGACCGCACGAAGAAACAAAAGUCGUUGAUGGGUUCACUCGGGAUCGAAAGCAAGGAAGGGGAAGGAAGCGAGCGUUCCUGGGAGGACUGUGAUUUGGGGGAGACGUGGGUAACUUGUGAGCUGCGAACAGAGAUCCAACAGCUGCUGCGCAACGAUGAGCAUAUGACGAUGAUGACCAACUGGCUGUCGCGAGCUGAUCGAAAGCACGUCCACUCGAUGUGUCAUUUACUGGGACUCAGCCGAACGAAUUAUUAUGAUGGUCGCCCUGGUUCGGAGUUUCAGAGAGUCCUGAUCGCCAAGUGUGCCGUUCUGACCUUAUUCGACUCCAGUGUGAAGAUCCGGACUCUGUCGGCAGACGACGCCUGGUCAGGAGGGACUAUCAACCCCAGACUCGUGGUAGUCAGGAACUUGGGAGCCAAUCUAGCGCGCCGGAAGAUUGAGAUUAUGGCAAAAUUGACAGAGGCCAAGCUCCCACUUCCGCAGGACGUGCAGGUCAGUGCUCAGGGAGACUUGUUCCUCAUUUUCGACAGCGUGUUUGACGCUAUGAGAUCUUAUGUUGCAAUUGAGACGCCAAUAUCUGGCUGGCCCACUGUGACCUGCGACUAUCUUCGCUUCGUGGAUGGGCCGCAAUACCGUCUGCACGUAGCCUUCAGUAUUAAUUCGAGCUCAGCGGCCGGUUCAGCUCAUGGUCACUUCUCCUCCGCAGGUAGUACAGGCCGCUCCGCGCAUUCGUCCGCGGGGAGCGCGACUUCCUGGGUGAGCUCGGAGUACGGUGACCUUGGUGGAAGAAGCAAGAAGAGAAAGCGCCAAAGCAAGAUUAUCGGCGGUUACUCAUGUGCAGCACAAGACUGCUCAAUGGUCUUCGAUCGGGAUUGCGACCUCCGAAAGCAUGAAAAGGUUCACUCGGAUCACAGGCCACACAUAUGCCUGAAAUGCGGUAAAGGAUUCCAAUGGCCUAAAGAUCUAAGGCGCCAUGGCCGACGACACCACGGGGACGAAGUCAACGUACCGAAAUUGGACGCCAUCGACCUCCGGGGGCCACAGAUGGAUUUCAGUGUAAGAGCCACGGACGUGUGCAGCCAGAGAGUAGAGGAGUGGCUGGCGGGCGUGGUGGAAUCAGAACCUCCUUCGUUCGAUCCAAUGGAUGAUCUUGCGUUGGCGGAAUAUGGGCCACAAGUCGCAGCAGACUUGGACCUUGACUCGUGA